Momordica charantia (bitter melon) is the source of this 1649-nucleotide messenger RNA. RefSeq names its product argininosuccinate synthase, chloroplastic. Lineage: Eukaryota; Viridiplantae; Streptophyta; Magnoliopsida; Cucurbitales; Cucurbitaceae. Gene Ontology annotation, cellular component: cytoplasm. Gene Ontology annotation, biological process: urea cycle; L-arginine biosynthetic process. Gene Ontology annotation, molecular function: ATP binding; argininosuccinate synthase activity. The record is from RefSeq and is a predicted model, not a curated record.
GUCGGAAAUUGUAACUUGCUCAUAGUCUGCUCUUUUCGAGAGCUCGAGCGAGAAUCCUGACUCCUCCGCCGCUGCUUUGGCCUAAGCUUCUCUCUCUUUCUCUGCUCUUUUAAUCCGCAAUUCGAGCAUUCUUUGACGUUAUUGGAGAGAUGGGAGAAGCUCAUGGUGCGUGUACCAUCGGUGUGCCGCGUGCUAGGUUGAACAAAGUUGUUUUAGCUUAUAGCGGUGGAUUGGACACUUCGGUUAUCGUUCCAUGGUUGAGGGAGAAAUAUGGGUGUGAGGUGGUUUGCUUCACUGCUGAUGUUGGGCAAGGAGUGAUGGAAUUGGAUGGUCUGGAAGCAAAGGCGAAGGCAAGUGGAGCCUGUCAACUUGUGGUGAAAGACCUGAGGGAUGAAUUCGUGAAAGACUACGUGUUCCCUUGCUUGCGAGCUGGUGCAAUUUAUGAGAGGAAAUACUUGCUUGGAACCUCCAUGGCCCGCCCUGUUAUUGCCAAGGCCAUGGUGGAUGUUGCCAAAGAAGUUGGAGCUGAUGCUGUUGCUCAUGGUUGCACAGGGAAAGGAAAUGAUCAGGUACGGUUUGAACUCACAUUCUUUGCUCUGAACCCCAAACUACGUGUUGUUGCUCCUUGGAGAGAAUGGGAUAUUACUGGCAGAGAAGAUGCCAUUGAAUAUGCCAAGAAGCACAACGUGCCCGUCCCCGUCACGAAGAAAUCGAUAUACAGUCGAGACCGGAACAUCUGGCACCUAAGUCACGAGGGUGACGUUUUGGAAGAUCCAGCAAAUGAGCCAAAGAAGGACAUGUAUAUGCUGUCCGUUGAUCCCGAGGAUGCGCCGAACCAACCCGAAUAUGUUGAGAUUGAUUUUGUCUCGGGACUUCCUGUUGCUGUCAAUGGGAAAGAGCUUGAACCAGCUUCUCUUCUCGACAAGCUUAACGAGGUCGGCGGGAAACACGGCAUAGGCCGAGUUGACAUGGUCGAGAAUCGCCUCGUUGGCAUGAAAAGCCGAGGCGUGUACGAAACUCCCGGAGGAACCAUCCUAUUCACUGCUGCACGCGAGCUUGAGUCCUUAACGCUCGACCGAGAGACCAUACAAGUCAAGGACUCACUCGCCCUCAAAUAUGCCGAGCUGGUGUAUGCAGGGCGAUGGUUCGACCCACUCCGUGAAGCAAUGGACGGAUUCAUGGAGAAGAUAACCGCAACAACCACUGGGACAGUCACACUCAAACUGUACAAGGGCUCGGUGACCGUGACCGGGCGCAAGAGCCCAAACAGCCUCUACAGGCAAGACAUCUCUUCAUUUGAGAAUGGGGAAGUGUACGACCAAGCUGAUGCUGCUGGAUUCAUCCAUCUCUACGGCCUCCCAACCAGAGUCCGAGCCAUGCUUGAACAAGGAAUCUGAGAAAAGCAGUUAAUUUCUUCAACUGCAAGACUGAAUAAAACGGCUGGGACAUGGUAAUUUGCGUGGCUUGGGUGUGGCUAGUUUUAACUUUUAAUCAAAAAUUUGUAACCCAGUUUGAGUUUAGUUAUUGUCAAUGUUUAAUUGGUGCCCCCGCAGUUGAAAGAAGAAUCUUUCGUAUUUUCACCGUAAGGAAAUGAAUGACAAUUGUCAAAUAAUUACCGUGGUCUGCUAUUGCUUUCCAAUGCUUUAUGA